Molecule: messenger RNA, 1195 nt
Organism: Stomoxys calcitrans (stable fly)
Lineage: Eukaryota; Metazoa; Arthropoda; Insecta; Diptera; Muscidae
Product: retinol-binding protein pinta
Exons: 3
Coding region: 272-1195 (307 amino acids)
Cellular component (GO): membrane
Molecular function (GO): phosphatidylinositol bisphosphate binding
Source: RefSeq, a predicted model, not a curated record
UUUUUUCCCAUUUGUUUUUCUUUUAUCAUUAGGGGAAAUGAUAACACAACCACUUAUCAUACCUACACCGCUAAUGUUUUGUUUUGGCACCUUUCCGCCUGUCCUUUCCCUCAGCCAGAGGGACAGACAGACCUUAUCUGUUUUUCUGGAAUCCAGUUGAACGAUGGUAGCACAACCUAGACAAUCAACUCUUAACGGUAGAAAUGCAUAUUUGGACAUAAAAUUAGUUUGGUGCCACCUGCCAAUGUGAAUAAAACUUCGGUUAUAGCAAAUGUCGAAGCUAACGAACGAGUUGCAAGCGCUAGCCCAAAAAAACUGCAAUGAGACCACGGAAAUUCGCGAAAAUUCGUUGGUCUCCCUCUCGCUUUGGAUGAAAAAGACUUCACAUCUGAAAGCUCGAGCAAAUGAGGAAUGGCUGGUAUCCUUUUUGCGCUAUUCACGAUUUAGUGUGGAGGAAACAAAAAAACGUUUGGAUAAUUUCUAUACUUUGAAGGGUUCAUUUCCCGAAGUGAUGAUGAAUCGUAGCAUAGAUGAUUCACUAUUGACGUUGUUCCGACAGGGUAUUCACACUAUCCCUCGGAAGCCCGUAACACCUGAGGGACCCUGUAUUAUCAUCUCACAAUAUAGCAAAUAUGAUCCCAAGAAAUAUAAUCCCAAAGAUGCAUUCAAGUUGCUCUUUAUGCUGUUGGAAAUUUUGGCUAACGAAAAUGCAAAUGCCAGCAUAUCAGGUUUGGUAUACAUAGUGGAUGCUCGAGAUGUUAUCAUGGAACAAAUGCUGCAAUACCAUCCGGCUUUGCUAAAGAAAACCUUAAUGUUGAUAGAACAUUGUCUACCAUUAAGGUUUGUGGAAAUUCAUUUGAUCAAUAUGCGCAAAGAAGGACAGACGGUAUUUAAUUUUGUGACAUCAUUAAUGCCCAAGAAAUUGCCUUUUAAGUUUGUGGUUCAUCAAAAAGCUGAGGAUCUAUAUCAGCAUAUACCCCGCGAUGCCAUGACAGUGGAAUAUGGUGGUCACAAUGGUUAUCAAUCCGAGGCUCUCAAACAUUGGGAAGUGACUUUGUUAAAGUACAAGGAUUACUUCGCUUCAGAUGAUAGUUUUGGUGUUAAUGAAAAACUGAGGGUGGGCAUUAAUUCCAGUCUGGAGGUAUCUCAGUUAACUGGCCUCAAUGGUUCAUUUCGUAAACUAGAUGUAGAUUAA